AUGUCGGUCGUCUCACUUCUCGGCGUCAAAAUCUUGAACAACCCUGCCACCUUCACGGCAUCUUAUCAAUUCGAAAUUACUUUUGAAUGUCUUGAACAGCUCCAAAAAGAUUUGGAGUGGAAGCUCACCUAUGUGGGAUCCGCCACUUCUUCUGAGUAUGAUCAAGAGCUCGACUCCCUCCUCGUUGGCCCUAUCCCCGUUGGAACAAACAAGUUCAUCUUCGAGGCCGACGCGCCUGACCUGAAGCGCAUCCCCCCUUCUGAGAUCCUUGGUGUCACUGUGAUCCUCCUUACUUGCAGUUAUGAUAACCGCGAGUUCGUGCGGGUCGGCUACUACGUUAACAACGAGUACGACUCCGAGGAGUUGAUCGCCGACCCCCCAGCUAAGCCUGUCAUUGAGCGUAUCCGCCGCAAUGUGCUUGCGGAGAAGCCCCGUGUCACUCGCUUUGGUAUUAAGUGGGAUUCCGAAGAGUCUGCCCCUGCAGAGUACCCACCUGACCAGCCCGAGGCGGAUACCCUGGACGAUGACAGCAAUGCCUACGGCCAAGAAGAAACCGAGCUGGAAGCUGCCCUUCUAAAGGAACUCGAAGACUCCAACAAGCCUGCUCAGGGCGAGGAUCACGAGAUGGAAGGUGCUGAAGGCCCAGCCGCCAAGGAAGAGGAGGACGAAGAUGAGGUCUCCGAUGCUGGCAGUGAGGAUCUUGGCGAUGAAAGCGAAGACGAUGAUGAUGAGCUGGAUGAGGAAGAGGGCGGUGAGGGUGACGAUGAUGUGGAGAUGGGCGACGACUCCGAACAGAAGGACGAGUCCAAGCCUGCCCACCCGGCUCAGCCUGAGGUUAUGGUCCACUAA
Molecule: messenger RNA, 849 nt
Organism: Penicillium angulare
Lineage: Eukaryota; Fungi; Ascomycota; Eurotiomycetes; Eurotiales; Aspergillaceae
Gene: asf1
Product: nucleosome assembly factor ASF1
Exons: 4
Coding region: 1-849 (282 amino acids)
Biological process (GO): DNA replication-dependent chromatin assembly; nucleosome disassembly; nucleosome assembly
Cellular component (GO): nucleus
Molecular function (GO): histone binding
Source: RefSeq, a predicted model, not a curated record